AUAUGUUGUAUUUUUAUCUUCCCACAAGCAAGGCAGUUCAUUAGCAAGUUUCUAUGAUAGCCCAGUUGUCAAAUUAUGGAGGCUACAAUGCGAAGAGAUAAUUGGAAAAAAGGUGAUGAUAGCCAGAAAUGUUGAAUUAGUAUCUAAUUAGAGUAUCAGUGGUAUGAAAUGGCAAAAUUGUAGCCUAACUGAAAUUAGCACUAUUUUCCUUUUGAAAUUAAUUUGGAUAAAGUUAUGAGUCCUCAAAUGAUUCUGAAUUAGUCUUUACUAUCAGAUAAUAAUACAAGUGCUUAUUAUAUAAGUGCACGGAAGUCAAAAAGGUGUGAAAAGUAUAAUUGUUAAGUAACUCUAAACCUGAAGUCAAAGUUUAUAUAUGCGAUUUAAAAGAAAAAUAAUUGUAACCCAAACGUGGGGUGUGCAAAACAAAAGCUUGAAGUUUGUGUGCUGCAUAAAUGAUGAGCGAAAUCGGAGUUGUUGAGAUGUCCAUAAUGAAGGUAAAUCUCUUUGGCUGUGUCCGAAUGCCCAUAAUACGUCCUAAAUAGUAGCCUGUUUGAGUUUGCGAUAAAAUUAAGUUUUAUAAUAUGUGAAUUUUCCAAUAUCGAAUAUGUUUUAAAUGCCAGGCUUUUCAUUUAGUAGGAUUCGCUGCAUACUUUUAGGGAAUUUCACAGCCACAAUGCAUUGGAAGAAUGGGGCUGCAAGUUUUAAUAGCUAGAUCUCUUCAAGUAAACAACAAAACAACUUGGAAGAUUGUGAAUACCGAAGCUUCUGCGGUGGUGCUCAAAUCAACAACACUUUCCCAUCUAUUUCCUAUGCUUCACUGGCACAUUCAUGUGUUGAAAGCUCCCCCCACCGGAGUCAGCACGGAGGGAGGGGAGGCCACAGCCACAUCCUGGAAGUGGUAUGCGGGGAUGGGUGAGGCGCUGCAGGGGCUGCCACUCUAUCACCCCACCGGUCAUCAUAUUCCCAAGUCACAGAGGUCUUGGAUUGACGACACCUUCUGCAAGAGAGAGUGUAUUAAAUUCAUCCCAGCAUGUCGAGACAUACACAGAUGCUGCUGCGGACGUCUGGUAGGGGAGCACACCUGGCUGGAGACUGGCCCCUUCAUGUCCCGCUGGCCUGGGCCGCAGGCAGUGCAAGAAGAGAGGUGGUCAGUGGAGUGUCACACACAAGCCAGUGCCACCGAUGCCUAUGGAACCAUUGACUUCCAGGACAGCGCUGAACGUAACUGCCAUGCCAAGUACGUUCGUGUUGCGGUCGACGCAAAGGCUGAGGCUCUGCUGCAGCUGAUGCUGAGGGAGUGGCAGAUGGAACGGCCUAAACUACUGCUGACGGUCCACGGGGGGGCAGAGAACUUCCCUCUCCCCCUCAAGGUUAGACAGGCCUUCAGCAAAGGCCUGAUCACCGCAGCUCAGAGCACUGGAGCCUGGAUAAUCACAGACGGCAUCAACACAGGUGUGUCCCUGUAUGUAGGGGAGGCUGUGAAAGCACACGGCACCAAUGGCCACCGGAAGAGGAACGCUGUAGGGGUCACGCCCUGGGGCGUAAUUGACAACCACGGUGACCUUAUAGGGAGAGAUGUGCUCAGGCCUUACCAGCCCCUGAGAAGCCCCUUGAGCAAAACGGUGUGUUUGAACAGCCUGCACUCCCACUUCCUGUUAGUGGACGAUGGAACUCUGGGAAAACAUGGCUGCCAGCUGGGACUGAGGAGGAAGCUGGAGAGACACAUUCAACUGCAGAAGAUCCACCCUCGGCUUAACCAGGGUGUGCCAGUGGUAUGUGUGGUGGUGGAGGGCGGCCCUGACAUUGUGUCCAUGGUGCUGGACUAUGUGAGCAGUGUGCCCCCCGUGCCUGUGUUCGUCUUCGAGGGAUCAGGCCGGGCGGCUGACUUGCUGGCAUUCUUACACAAACAGACCGCUAUGGAUAGGCAGCUGGACACAGACAUCAAGGAGGACUUCCUUCUGAGGAUAGGGGGCAUGUUUGGUCUGGAGAGAGCAGACGUCAACCAGCUCUACAACCUUCUGAUGGAGUGUAUGGACUACAAACAGUCUAUCACAAUCUUCGACUCGGAAUCCGAAGAUCAACAGGAGGCAGACUGCGCCAUUUUGAUGGCCACUCUGAAAGGUACCAAGUCAUCUCCAGCGGAGCAGCUCAGUACGGCUCUGGCUUGGGACAGAGCAGACGUGGCUAACAAACACAUCCAGGUGUACGGCCAGUACUGGCAGGUUGGCUCGUUGGAGCAGGCCAUGCUGGAUGCUCUCAUCAUGGACCGGGUUGGCUUUGUCAAACUGUUGAUCGACAACGGUAUGACCAUGAACCACUUCCUGACCGUUUCACGUCUGGAAGAGCUCUAUAACACGCAACAGGGACCAACAGACAAUUUCCUCCAUCACCUUGUGGAAGAUGUGAAACAGAACCAUAUACCCAAAGGAUACAGAGUCUCCCUCAUAGACGUGGGGCAGGUGAUUGAGUAUCUGAUAGGAGGAGCCUAUCGGAGCACAUACACACGGAAACACUUCCGGGCCUACUAUAACCGCUUACAUGCCCACUGCAUGGACACUGGACUGGACAGGAUAGUUCAGGACCCCGGACCAAACAGGGAAGCCUGCACCCUUCACCCACCCCAAAGCCCUAACAACAGUCCGUCAUGCCCACCUGUCUUCCACACUGCUCAGCCCUACAAACGCAAGGAGAGAUCCAUGGUCCCCAGGGACCCGAAGGAAGCCCAGCAGCAGAGCUCCAAGCUAGGCGACUCUUCUCUGGUUGUGUUCAACUUCAACGACCUGUUUGUGUGGGCCGUGCUGCAGAGGCGCCAGCAGAUGGCGCUGUUCCUGUGGCAGCACGGGGAGGAGGCCAUGGUCCGGGCUACGGUGGCUUGUAAGCUGUACCGCGCCAUGGCCCACGAGGCUCAGCAAAGCAACACGGAUGACACCACAGCGGAGCAACUCAAAACCUACUCGCUGGACUUUGGUCAACUGGCUGUAGACGUGCUGGACAAUGCCUUCAGGCAGAACGAGCGCAUGGCCAUGAAGUUGCUGACCUCGGAGAUGGAGGCCUGGAGCCACUUCACCUGCCUGCAGAUGGCCGUGUCCUCCCGGCUCCGCCCCUUCGUCUCCCACUCCUGCACCCAGAUGCUGCUCACCGACCUGUGGACCGGCCGCCUCAACAUGAGGAAGAACUCCUGGUUCAAAAUCAUCCUGAGCAUCCUCAUGCCCCCUGCCAUCCUGCUACUAGACUUUAAGAGCCAGGCGGAUAUGUCCCAUGUGCCCCAGUCCCAGGAGGCUUUGCAGUUUAUUUGGGACACGGGGAGACCAGAGGCAGCCCAGGAGGAGGGGCAUACAGUAACUGAGGAGGGCCAGGAUGUGGAGAAGGGGUCAGCAUGCUGGGAGAGGAUCUCAGACCCCGAAGCUGACUCAGUCAUACCCGUUACCACGCCGUGUCUCUUCUGGACCAGGAGGCUGUACGAGUUCUACAACGCUCCUGUCGUCAAGUUCAUGUUCCACACGAUGUCCUACCUGGCCUUUCUCAUGCUGUUUUCCUACACUGUUCUGGUGAAGAUGGAGGACCGGCCCAGCACUCAGGAGUGGCUGGUCAUUGCCUAUAUUGUAUCUACCGCGGUGGAGAAAAUAAGAGAGGUGUUCAUGUCGGAGCCGAGGAAGCCCAGUCAGAAGCUGAAGGUGUGGUUCGGAGAGUACUGGAACGUGUCUGACUUCCUGGCCAUCCUCCUCUUCCUGGUGGGGCUGGCACUGCGCUGGCACAGCGGGUCCUACCGGACAGCAGGGCGGAUCACCUACUGCCUGGACAUCAUCUUCUGGUAUGUCCGGAUGCUGGACCUGCUAGCGGUCAACCAGCACGCUGGACACUACCUCACCAUGAUCACCAAGAUGACCAGUAACAUGUUUUACAUUGUGGUCAUGAUGGCCAUCGUGCUGCUGAGUUUCGGGGUGUCCAGGAAGGCCAUCUUGUCUCCAGACGAAGCUCCUUCAUGGACCCUGCUCAGAGAUGUGGUCAACCAGCCGUACUGGAUGAUGUUUGGAGAAGGGUACCCCGAUGAAAUAGACGCCUGUGCAGAAGGCAAGCCGUGUGCCCCCGGGGCUUUCCUCCACCCUUUCCUCCAGGCCGUCUACCUCUUCUUCCAGUACCUCAUCAUGGUCAACGUCCUCCUUGCCCUUCUCAACAAUGUCUACUUUAAAAUGAAGUCCACGUCCAAAAAGCUGUGGAUGUACAACCGUUACCGUUACAUCAUGACCUAUCAGGAGAAGCCGUGGCUGCCCCCGCCCCUCAUCAUCCUGAGUCACAUGACCCUGUGUGUGACUGCCAUUUACCGGAAACACAGAGGCUCGUCCGAGAAGGAGAGGGACUCCUGUGGGCUUAAGCUUUACCUGGGCCGAGAGGAGCUGAAGAGGCUUCAUGAGUUUGAGGAUAGGUGUGUGAUAGCGUAUUUCCACAAGAAAAAACAAGAUGUUCUCUGCAGCCAGAUCCACAGGAUCCGAGCCACUGCAGAAAGGGCUGAGGAGAUGGGUGUAGUUAUUGGUGAGGUGUCUGAAAGGGUCCAUUUCAUCCAGGACAGCCUGCAGGUGCUGGACAGCCAGCUGGGCCAGCUGCAGGUCCUGUCCGCCCUGGCCGUGGACACCCUCACCCUACUGUCAGCCUCUGACAGCCUGCAGCAGAAGGAAGCCCACCUGGGACACUGCCGGCCAAUUGCCCACUCCCAUCACCACUCACCCAACAGCUGUACCCUCCCCCACAUUGACAUCACGCCCUGCCACACACCCAAGGCCUACCGCAGCACCCCACCCUCCCUGCUGUGGGAACACACCUCCCGCAGCCACCGUCCGCCACUGGAGUGGCACCCGGGAACAUGGGGGGACGGUGGCUGUGAGGGGUGGGGGGCUGGCGAGACGAAAGAGGAAGAGGAGGUACAGAGUAUCAUAGUGCAUCACAGUGGCGAGGUAUGGCCGCUUGGUUAUGGCUUUGCCCCCCAUGACUCUCUCCCUCAACUGGGCGGUGCAGGGCUCAGGGACAGGACCCCCUGUGAGUCGUGCGGGCCAUCCCACUGUGGCUCUCCUCUGCACCCCUGGACCUGGGCUGUAGAGGGUUCUCUGGAACCCCCCCACUGCAAACCCUGGGCCUACUGCGACCCUGAGAUGUCCAUGGAGGAGGACGAAGAGGGGGAGGUUGGGCAGCCCUUUGAUGUGGAUGUGUCGAGGGCCUCUAGCCAUGACUUUCUGUUGUUGGACCCCCAGUUCGAGAGAGGCUGUGGGGCCAUGGGUUUGGUGAACCCUUCCUUCUGUAAGGAUGACGACCCUGGGGCAGCUAGCUCCAGACUGGGCCAGUGGGGCAGGAAGUGUCCUCGUCGGUGGACAUGUCUGUCCAGGGACCAGCCGCACAGACACAGCCGCUCUCCUUCCUCUAGCAUGGAGAACAUGGCUCUAUCUAAUCCCUCCCUGAGGCCACUACAAGCCUCUUUCCCUGCCCUCGACUGCCUAUCAGGGGAGCGGAGCUUCACAGCUGACAUACCCCUUGGCUGCAGUAAAAGCAGAGAGUGGUCCAAGUCGUCUGACCUGGCGAUGACCUCAGGGAGCAGAGAGAGGUGUCAGGCCAGGAAGACAGUCAAGAUUUUGGAGGGGAGUUCUUCAGAUGCUGUGAAACAGGUGGACUCUUACCUCUCUGACGUGUGCAGGAAGAGGAGGCGCAGGGGAGGAGAGCCUGUAUGCUGGUCUGCAUCUGCUAGCCUCAACAAGUUCAAUUUUGAACCCCUGGAUUCUUUGCAGAAAGAACAUUUUUCACAUCAGGACUCCAGUCAGUCCGUGUGGACCAGCUGGGCCUGCUCUGUCAGCCGCAGGUCCUCAGUGCAGGGUGGGAUCGCACCUGAAGACCUGGACCCACACUACUCAGCCAUGGAAAAGAACAACCUGAUGAGGCUUGCUCAUACCAUACCCUUCACACCUGUCUCCAUAAUGGCAGGAGAGGAGGUGAGUGUCUACUCCCUGGAGGAGGUGGAAGCUGCAGGUGCGGAGUCCUCCGUAAUCUCCUGGUCGCCCCGGGGGUUGUCUGCAGUGCUGCAGCCGCUGUCCAGCGAGGGCUGUCUAGAUGGGGCGCUGCGCAGGGCCAUGCGCGUGUUGUGUACCUGGGCCGAGGGGGACGUCCUGAGUGUGGGCUGUGUGUACGUGGUCAAAGCCUUCCAGCCCAAGGUGAUCCGCACCUGGCAGAGGGUCUUCCACAGCGACACCCCCCUCCAACUCUGUCUGCGGGAGAUACAGCAACAGCGAGCUGCUCAGAAACUCAUGCAUGUGUUCAACCAAGUCAAACCAGAAAACGUGCCCCUUUCUCCCAGGUUCCUGGAUGUGUCUCUUCUUCACUGUCACUCAGACGGACAGUGGUUGACCAUAGAGAGGAACAUGUUGGGUGACUUCAGGAAGUACAACAAUAACAGCGGAGAGGAGAUCGCCCCCUGCUGUGGAAUGGAGGAAACGCUCCUGGCCUUCUCCCACUGGACCUACCAAUACUCCUGUAGAGAACUACUGGUGCUGGACAUACAGGGAGUGGGGUCGGAGCUUACAGACCCAUCAGUCAUCCGAGCGGACGACAAAAGCUUGACUGGUGACAUGGUGUUUGGUCCUGCUAACCUGGGAGACACUGCCAUCCAGAGCUUUGUCCUCAAACACACCUGCAACUCCUGCUGCAAGAACCUCGGACUCUCAGACCCGAGAUGCACGAUACUAGCAUCUAGAGGGAGCCUCGCCUCGGAAAUUCACUCCAAAACAAACAAAUUUGAAGAGGAGCACAGACAGCUGCGGGGAAACAGAACACAGAUCUUCUGAAGAGGAAAGUGGAGUGAUCGUGACCAGAGUGUAACCUCUGACUUGAAAGCAGAAGUACGCCAUCCUAACCUCUGGUUCAGGUGGGAUGAAGUUGCCAUUAAAGCAUAAAGACACUGAUCAGUUUAGUUUUUAUCUCCCUAAAUGGUUAUGGAUAGGAUUUGGGAAGGCUUACUUGAUCCAGAGGUGUGCUUAAGGGAAACUUCUACCACGAAUAAAAGCACUCACUUGUGGCUUUGAAUGGAUAGUGUACAACUUCAUAUGGACUACCUCUUGUGUUAGAUGGCUGGUAGGGCUUUGGUUUUAAAAAUGGUUAACAUUGCACUAGUCUCAACAGCAAGCCAGAUGCCGUAGUCUUGUUCCACCUAUGGAGUGUAUAGUGGAGGGAGGCCAAGGCGAAUACAUUUUAUGUACAUACACUCCCCUCCGUAUUUAUUUGGACAGUGAAGUGAAAUUUGGCCCUAUACUGGAUUUGAGAUCAAAUGUUUCAUACG
Molecule: messenger RNA, 7312 nt
Organism: Salvelinus sp. IW2-2015
Lineage: Eukaryota; Metazoa; Chordata; Actinopteri; Salmoniformes; Salmonidae
Product: transient receptor potential cation channel subfamily M member 6
Biological process (GO): metal ion transport; protein tetramerization; monoatomic cation transmembrane transport
Cellular component (GO): apical plasma membrane; plasma membrane
Molecular function (GO): ATP binding; monoatomic cation channel activity; protein serine/threonine kinase activity
Source: RefSeq, a predicted model, not a curated record